AUGGGGCCCCUGUGUCCUUGCCCACACUCAAAAAAGCCUAUGAAAAAAGGUACCAGGGGCAUCUCAUGGGGCCCCCUACUGACCCCGGGCCCUCGGGCAGGGGCCCCAUGAGAUGCCCCUGGUACCUUUUUCAUAGGCUUCUUUGAGUUUGGGCAAGGACACAGGGGCCCCAUGAUCCCCUAUUGCCCGGGGGCCCAUGAGUUGUCAGUCCGCCCCUGCUGUGAUCAUCAGGAUCUCAGUUUUUCUCUCUUUCAUAAACAGACACCUUA
This is a messenger RNA of Staurois parvus, 269 nucleotides long. The record is from the annotation of a GenBank genome assembly. NCBI's taxonomy places the organism in Eukaryota, Metazoa, Chordata, Amphibia, Anura, Ranidae.